AGUAAGUCGCCAUACACUACAUAAUCAAACCUCAUAAAUACAAUACAACCACCACACCAACACCCACACAAACAAUGGAAGGAGAAAUCAAGAACUUCAUUCUGGUAUGGACCACAGUAGUCGCAUCCCUCUGCUACUGCCACGCCGUAUCCAAACACCUCCCCUCAACCGCCACCAACCUCCGCCGCCUCGCCAUCCUCCCGAUCGCCCCCCUCUUCUGGCUCCUCCCCCUCAACCUCACCUCCAUCCACCUCGGCGCCGUCACCUCCUUCUUCAUCGCCUGGCUCGCCAGCUUCAAGCUCAUCCUCUUCGCCUCCGCCUCCGGCCCCCUCCACUCCACCCCACCCCUCCCCCUCUCCCUCUUCCUCCCCUUAGCCUGCUUCCCAAUCAAACCCCAACACCCUUACACCAAACCCUCCCCACAACAAUCCCACAUCAACCUUCCCACCAAAAUCACCAUUUUAGCCCUCCUAAUCCAAGUCUACACCUACAAACACCACCUCCACCCCAAACUCAUCUGGUGCUGCUAUUGCAUUCAUAUUUACUUCAUGCUCGAGAUCCUCCUCUCCCUCGCUGGAUCCGUCGCCAGAGCCUUCACGAGAAUCGAGAUCGAGCCGCAGUUCAACGAGCCUUACCUGGCCACGUCGCUGCAGGAUUUCUGGGGGAGGCGGUGGAACCUCAUGGUCCCCAAGACCCUGCACCCAACGGUGUACCUGCCAGUGAGGCGGGCCGCGGCCCGCCUCACUGGCUGGAGGUGGGCCGCAAUCCCCGCGGUCCUGGCCACCUUCCUGGUCUCGGGCGUCAUGCACGAGCUGGUGGUGUACAACUUCGGGAGGGUGGUGCCCACGGGCGAGAUGCUGGGGUUCUUCUUGCUGCACGGGGUGUCGCUGUCGGCGGAGAUCGUGGUGAAGAGGGUGGUGCCGGAGAGGUUUUGGGUGGGCAGAGCGGUGUCCGGGCCGGCGACGGUGGCGUAUGUGGUAUGGAGCAGUUUUUGGCUGUUUUUUCCUCCGUUUCUUCGGGCAGGGGCGGAUGUCAAGGGCUGCACCGAGUCGUUAGCGUUUGUGGAGUUUCUGAAGACUCGGCGGCUGGUCAGCCCGGCUGAUCUCAACUGUCCGUUUCUUUAAUUUGUAACUAAUUUGUAGCUAAACUCGCGGCUGUAAUUCUUCUGGUUUGAAGAUUGUUUUAUAGAUUGUGUCAUGGAUAAAGAAUAAAGAGUUAAUUGACGAAAA
Messenger RNA from Salvia splendens (bonfire salvia), 1229 nucleotides. Its product is annotated as probable long-chain-alcohol O-fatty-acyltransferase 5. Bases 75 to 1124 code for a protein of 349 amino acids. The record is from RefSeq and is a predicted model, not a curated record. Gene Ontology annotation, biological process: lipid metabolic process. NCBI's taxonomy places the organism in Eukaryota, Viridiplantae, Streptophyta, Magnoliopsida, Lamiales, Lamiaceae. The transcript has a single exon.